AUGGCGCUCUCGGGCAUCCUCAUGGCGGUUGUGGGCGUUAUGAACGAACGGGUGCCGCCCAAGGAGAUCUUGGGCGGAGGCGCCGGCCCUAAAGCAUGCGUGGGAAUUCGCGAACCCUAUCUUUGUCCUGACUUUGCGGGAAGGUUGCUCGUCGACCGCGACGACGACCACGACGAGACCGCUGACAUUGGCCACGACGGGAUGGAAUCCCACCCUUCGUACCCUGCAGUUGCUGGGCUAUUGAAGAAAUACCCAAAUUCUGCAGCCAGCUUGUUCCAGACCUACAAUGAUCUAAACUACGCGCAAGAAUGGGCAGAUAUGGCUGUGGUAGACUUGGGUGAUGAUUUUGGCAGAGGCGCCAUUCGGGGACGCAGGAAACGAGGGCUUGAAGACGGCGGCGGGUUCCAGGACCAGGUUUCCUAUGCGAUGCCUUGCUCGUUGUCAGAGAUUUUGUCCUUCGAUCAGCUUAGAGGCGCAUUCGAUCGUUUGGACACGAAGGAAAUAUACCUGGCAAUAACUUCGGAAGAUUCUUCAAUUGUAUAUUACAAGCUAAGCCAGGGAAUAGUAAAGCCUCCAGUCUGA
Messenger RNA from Coprinopsis cinerea okayama7#130, 582 nucleotides. RefSeq lists its product as hypothetical. The record is from RefSeq and is a predicted model, not a curated record. Gene Ontology annotation, biological process: tRNA-type intron splice site recognition and cleavage; tRNA splicing, via endonucleolytic cleavage and ligation. Bases 1 to 582 code for a protein of 193 amino acids. The transcript has 4 exons. Lineage: Eukaryota; Fungi; Basidiomycota; Agaricomycetes; Agaricales; Psathyrellaceae. Gene Ontology annotation, cellular component: tRNA-intron endonuclease complex. Gene Ontology annotation, molecular function: nucleic acid binding.